Molecule: messenger RNA, 3187 nt
Organism: Amphimedon queenslandica
Lineage: Eukaryota; Metazoa; Porifera; Demospongiae; Haplosclerida; Niphatidae
Product: dynein heavy chain 3, axonemal-like
Exons: 17
Coding region: 80-3163 (1027 amino acids)
Biological process (GO): microtubule-based movement
Cellular component (GO): dynein complex
Molecular function (GO): dynein light intermediate chain binding; dynein intermediate chain binding; minus-end-directed microtubule motor activity
Source: RefSeq, a predicted model, not a curated record
AACAAAUGCAGAGUUUCAUCCAGAUGUAGUGAAGACAGCAUCCACUGCUUGUGAAGGAUUGUGCAAGUGGACGCGUGCCAUGGAAGUCUAUGACAGAGUGGCCAAAGUCGUUGCUCCAAAGAAAGAAAGUCUUGCCAUUGCAGAGCAAGAAUUGUCCGUACAAAUGGAGAAAUUGAACACUAAAAGAGCUGAACUAAAAGCUGUAUUGGAUAAGCUCCAGUCCCUCAAUGACGAGUUUGAUGCUAUGACUGCUAAGAAGGAGCAGCUCGAAGAGAACAUUGACAUUUGCUCAAAGAAGCUAGACAGAGCUGAGAAACUGAUAGAUGGACUGGGAGGAGAGAAGGACAGGUGGAGCGAGGCAGCAAGAGAGCUUGGACAAUUAUACGAUAAUGUAACAGGGGAUGUUCUUCUUUCCUCAGGAAUAGUCGCUUAUUUAGGAGCAUUCACUGUUGACUUUAGACUGGAGUGUGUCAGGGAAUGGCACCGGUUGUGUCUUAAUAAAGGUAUCCUUUGCUCUGAUCCUUUCUCACUGAGUAAGACACUCGGACAGCCAGUGACUAUAAGGAACUGGCAGAUAGCAGGACUACCAGUUGACUCGUUCUCUAUUGAUAACGGGAUCAUACUAUCAAACUCGCGUCGCUGGCCACUACUCAUUGAUCCUCAGGGCCAGGCUAAUAAAUGGAUCAAGAACCUCGAGAGGCCCAAUAAACUAGCCGUUAUAAAACUCUCCGAUGCUAACUACGCCCGUACACUUGAGAACUCAAUACAGUUUGGUACUCCAGUCCUCCUUGAGAAUGUUGGAGAGGAGCUGGAUCCACUCCUGGAGCCUCUGCUCCUCCGUCAGGUUUUCAAACAAGGAGGGGUGGAGUAUAUUAGACUGGGAGAGAAUGUCAUUGAGUAUAGUCAGGACUUUAGGUUCUACAUAACAACGAGAUUUAGAAACCCUCACUACCUUCCUGAAGUAUCUGUUAAAGUGUGUUUGGUUAAUUUCAUGAUUACUCCUACUGGACUAGAGGAUCAGUUGUUAGGUAUACUGGCUGCUAGGGAGAAGCCAGAACUGGAAGAAAAGAAAAAUGAGCUGAUAAUAGAGAGUGCAGCAAACAAGAAACAGUUGAAAGAAAUUGAAGAUAAAAUUCUUGAAGUUUUAUCAGCAGAGGGCAAUAUAUUAGAGGAUGAGACUGCUAUAAAGAUACUCUCCUCAUCAAAGACACUAUCAGAAGAAAUACAAGCCAAACAAGAAGUUGCAUCAGCUACAGAGAAAGAAAUAGACGAGACUCGAAACGGCUACAAACCUGUUGCCUUUCACUCCUCAAUCCUAUUCUUCUGCAUAUCAGACCUAGCCAAUAUAGAACCAAUGUACCAAUACUCACUGACCUGGUUCAUCAACCUAUACACACAAUCAAUAGCUAACAGUGUCAAAUCGACUGACCUACAGGAAAGAAUAGCCAACCUUAAUGAUCACUUCACCCUCAGUAUAUACAACAAUGUCUGUCGGUCUUUAUUUGAGAAGGAUAAACUAUUAUUCUCUAUAUUGCUAUGUAUUGGAUUACUUAAAGGACGUGGGGAAGUGGAGGACGAGAGUUGGAGGUUCUUGCUCACUGGAGGUGUGGCUUUAGAGAACCCUCACCCAAACCCUUUCCCUUCUUGGCUGUCUGAUAAGUCGUGGGGUGAGAUAGUCAGAGCAUCCAAUCUACCAGAACUAAAAGGACUAAUGAAUGAUUUCAGUCCAGAAUGGAAGACACUGUAUGAUUCUCCUACUCCUCAUGAGACAAAAUUUCCUAAUCCAUGGGAGAUGAAAGUCAAAGGAUUGCAUCGUAUGAUUGUUCUAAGGUGCAUAAGACCAGAUAAGAUAGUCCCUGCUGUACAAAAUUUCAUAACUGAUAAAAUGGGACAGCAGUACAUAGAGCCGCCUACCUUUGAUCUUGCUGGUAGUUUCUCUGACUCUCAUUGUUGUGCUCCUCUUAUAUUUGUACUCUCACCUGGUGCCGACCCAAUGGCUGGACUGUUAAAGUUUGCUGAGGAUAAAGGAUUUGGUGGGAGUCGCUGUCAAACCAUAUCUCUAGGACAAGGACAAGGUCCUAUAGCUGCUAAGAUGAUAGAUCAAAAGUUUUCAUCAAGUCCAUUAUAUUAUGCUCCACCACAUGGAGAGUUCCAGUCAUACAUUGACUAUAUCAGAUCACUGCCAAUAAUACCUCAUCCUGAAGUAUUUGGAUUGCAUGAAAAUGCUGACAUUACUAAAGAUAAUCAGGAAACAUUUCAAUUGUUUGAUAGUAUAUUGUUAACAUUGCCAAGGAUGACUGGAGGAGCUGGUAAGUCACCACAACAAGUUAUUGAUGAGCUAGCAAGGGACAUACUUACCAAACUACCACCUGACUUUAACAUGGAAAAGGUUAUGCAUUUGUUUCCGGUUGUAUAUGAGGAGUCAAUGAAUACUGUACUGAGACAAGAGUUGAUCAGAUUCAAUAGAUUGACAUCAGUUGUUCGUUCAACAUUACAAAAUAUCAAAAAAGCACUCAAAGGUCUUGUUGUAAUGUCAUCGGAGUUAGAGAAUGUGUUUGAUAAUAUGAUUACUGGUAAGGUACCAGCAGUCUGGGCAGCUAAAUCUUACCCAUCACUUAAACCACUUGGUGGUUAUAUUAAUGACUUACUGGCAAGACUCAAGUUCUUUCAAGAUUGGAUUGAAAACAAAGCUCCUCCUGUAUUUUGGAUAUCAGGUUUUUACUUUACUCAAUCCUUCUUGACAGGUGUAUCACAGAAUUUUGCUAGAAAAUACACAAUACCAAUUGAUAAGUUAGGAUUUCAGUUUGAAGUACUGGAAGAAGAAGAUACUAUGUCUCAGAAACCUGAUGAUGGAGCUUAUGUUAAAGGUUUAUUUAUGGAGGGUGCUCGCUGGGACAGAGAAGCAAAGGUGAUUGGUGAAUCAAAGCCAAAGUCCCUCUAUGACAACCUACCCAUAAUCUGGUUAAAACCUGGUGAAACACUCAAGUUUAAACUAGCUCCAACUUAUGCUGCUCCAGUUUAUAAGACUAGUGCUAGGAGAGGUACACUCUCUACCACUGGACACUCUACUAAUUAUGUACUUACCAUGCAACUGCCUUCUGAUAAACCAGAGAGCCACUGGAUCAAUAGAGGAGUAGCUAUACUCUGCCAAUUGGAUGAUUAAAAUCACUUAAUUUACAAAUUUUAA